UGUCACAAGUCAUAUGAAAUUUCUUGGUGAGUUGAAAAAUGUAUAUGGUAGAGAGCAGGGGAGGUGCCAUAGUAUGCAUGCUGGUUUCCUUGUUCUUCUUAGGGACAUGGCCAGCUGUGAUGACUUUAUUGGAAAGGAGAGGUCGUCUUCCUCAGCACACCUAUCUUGACUACACCAUCACUAAUCUCUUGGCGGCUGUUAUCAUUGCUUUCACCUUUGGUCAAAUAGGCACUGAUCAUCCUAACUUCUUGUCUCAACUUUCUCAGGAUAACUUGCCUUCUGUUCUAUUUGCCAUGGCUGGUGGGGUUGUCCUUAGCAUUGGAAAUUUAUCCACUCAAUAUGCUUGGGCCUUUGUUGGUUUAUCAGUUGUUGAAGUUAUCACAUCAAGUAUAACUGUUGUUAUAGGCACAACAUUGAAUUAUUUUUUGGAUGACAAAAUCAAUAAAGCUGAGAUUCUUUUUCCAGGAGUUGGUUGCUUUUUAGUUGCAGUUUGUUUAGGCUCUGCUGUUCAUUCAUCUAAUACUGCUGAUAAUCAGGCUAAGCUUUCAAGUCAUCAUAAAGAUGUAGUUCAGGGGACUAAUUUAUCUACUUUGAAUGAAGAGAGUAAAGAUGAUUCAAAGGAUCUAGAGAAUGGAACUGCAAACAAAGCCAAAGCAGGAACUGCAGUAUUUCUUAUAGAACUUGAGAAAAAAAGAUCCAUUAAGGUAUUUGGAAAGAGCACUUUCAUUGGGUUGGCUAUAACUUUCUUUGCAGGAGUUUGCUUCUCUUUAUUCUCACCAGCAUUCAAUUUGGCAACCAAUGACCAAUGGCACACUUUAAAGAAAGGGGUUCCUCAUUUGAGUGUUUACACUGCCUUCUUUUAUUUCUCAGUUUCUUGUUUCGUUGUUGCCAUCAUUCUAAACAUCACCUUCCUUUACCACCCUGUCUUGAACUUGCCUAAGUCGUCAUUGAAAGCUUAUUUGGGAGAUUGGAAUGGUAGAGGCUGGGCAUUGUUGGCUGGUCUGCUUUGUGGAUUUGGGAAUGGCCUUCAAUUUAUGGGAGGUCAAGCUGCAGGAUAUGCAGCAGCAGAUGCUGUUCAAGCACUUCCACUUGUGAGCACUUUCUGGGGCGUUAUUUUGUUUGGUGAGUAUAGAAAAUCAUCAAGGAGAACAUAUACAUUGCUUGGGAGCAUGUUGCUUAUGUUCAUUGCAGCGGUUGCCGUGCUCAUGGCAUCGUCUGGGCACCGAAAAUGAUCAUGCAACUUAAAGGAAACUAUUCAUUCAACUUUGAAAGGUGUUGAAACAAACUAUUUGAAGUGUAAACCAAGUAAAAACUUACUGGUCGUUUUAAUAUUUUGCGGUUCAAAUAUUGAUUCAAGGUUUAUAUAGGAGGAUUUGGAUAUACAGCUUAGCCAAGUAUUUUCUAGUUUCAUCCAUUUUUCCACAUUCUUAUUUGGUGACUUUUUACAUGGACCGCUAUUAAACCUGUCCAUUUUAUUAGUGAUAUGUCACAUUAUUUUCAACCUUUCAUACAUGGGGACUAGAGAUCAAAACCAGCACCUCUCUCUAAAUGCUUGGACUCGUAUACUUUUCUUUCAUGGUAACAAAAAUGAAAGAACUGUCUGGAAAUUUUACCCAUUUUCAAA
This is a messenger RNA of Medicago truncatula (barrel medic), 1624 nucleotides long. RefSeq names its product ureide permease 1. Gene Ontology annotation, molecular function: uracil:monoatomic cation symporter activity; allantoin:proton symporter activity. NCBI's taxonomy places the organism in Eukaryota, Viridiplantae, Streptophyta, Magnoliopsida, Fabales, Fabaceae. The transcript is spliced from 7 exons. The coding region runs from base 39 to 1232 and encodes 397 amino acids. Gene Ontology annotation, biological process: nitrogen compound transport. Gene Ontology annotation, cellular component: membrane. The record is from RefSeq and is a predicted model, not a curated record.